AAGGGGAUCAAAAGAAGAAAAACAAAUCCCAGCAUGUUGAAAUAAGUAGUGAGUUGAACGCGCGCACACACAGACUUAGAGAGAGGAAUGAAGGAUAGUAGUAAAAGGAGAGGAAGUGCGGCGUCUCCGUGCGCUGCGUGCAAGCUCCUUCGGCGAAGAUGUGCCCAAGAUUGCGUUUUUGCGCCUUAUUUUCCGGCCGACGAGCCACACAAGUUCGCCUGCGUGCAUAAGGUCUUUGGUGCUAGCAAUAUCAACAAAACACUCCAGGAAUUGGAGGAGCAUGAAAGAGGCGACGCAGUGAGGUCGAUGGUGUACGAAGCAAAGGCGAGGGUGAGGGAUCCUGUAUAUGGAUGCGUGGGGGCAAUUUCGUCUUUACAGCAACAGAUCGACGACCUGCAGGCUCAGCUGGCCCUUACGCAGGCACAGCUUGUGCACAUGCGGAUGCACUCACACAAUAACCACACUCACCCAUUAGCAUUCAAUGAUUCAACUAACUUAUAGGUUUAUAUAUACAACAUCUCAGUUGACCAAGGGAUGCAUGAUUACCACUAUUCACCAUAUUGUAAAUGCUUUAUAUAAUUAUCAAGUAUAGUUAGUAUAACUCUAUCUAUGUGCUUUUUGAGGUGAUUGUCUUUUUUUAGUUAAAACAAUGGUAAA
Molecule: messenger RNA, 657 nt
Organism: Salvia hispanica
Lineage: Eukaryota; Viridiplantae; Streptophyta; Magnoliopsida; Lamiales; Lamiaceae
Source: RefSeq, a predicted model, not a curated record